AUGUCCGAGCAUUCGCCUGAUAGCACCGGAGCGGGGAGUAACUCCAGCAGUGUCUCUGUCUCACUCGUGAUCAAGGCCUGUGAUAUGUGCCGCAAGAAAAAGAUCAGAUGUGAACCCAAAGAUCACACCUGUGUACAAUGCCUUAAAUACAAAACACACUGUCACUUCACACCCAUCAGCACAAAACGUGCUGCGAGAAGGCCAGCUGGGCACAAACGUGUUGAAGAACUCGAGAGGAAGUUGAAGAGUGUGGAAGAGAGCUUAAAGCGUGCUACGGAGCAACUUCAACAAACUCCCAGUUUCGAGCAUGAAAGACCACGGAGGGAACCUGCUACCGUGCCAGUGAUGACUGACGAACUCGGCUCUACGUCUUUCAUGAACCUAUUGUAUCAGGACCUGCCAACAGAUUUGGCUUCUGGUAUGCCUUGGAUGAAUUCUCUAUCACCAAACUUCGACAUGAACAUGAACUGCCCGAAUGCACCGAUCUCGUCAGACCCAGGUCUAAAGAUCAUGCCCACCUGGGACCUUAGCGCUGCCGGCGACAUGUUUACGCGUCGUAUAUUCAAGAACCUCCCGCCCAGACAUGAAGCCAUAACCCUCAUCAAAACCUCCCUUCAUUGCUUCAACUCCGCCUUUCCUCUCUUUAAUGAGGAUUUUUUCAUACAAAGACUUGACGACCUGGACACUAGCAUCAGAGACCCCGGCUUCUGGGCCUGCUUGAAUAGUGUUUUGACAUUAGGUCAUCGCUUCGGCAUUCGCAACAGCGUCCAAGUAGCCGAAGACAAUGAAGCUUGGGGCUAUUUUCGCAAUGCCUUGGGCGUUGUGAAUCAGCUUACACUGAUGCCGCCUUCUAUAACGUCCGUACAAGCUCUCCUCAGUCUGGCAAUUGUCAUACAAGGAACACCAAAUCCAGCGCCUUACUCGUUCCUCAACACUGCGGCUGUGAAGAUGGCUCAGCAAUUGGGCCUGCACCGCCGGAACGUGGACCCCAACAUGAGCGCAGCCGAGAUCGAGGAACGAAAACGAGUGUUCUGGAUCGCCUACGCCAUGGACAAAGAAGGUGCUCUGCGCAACAACGAGCCGCCUGCACAAGACGACGACGAUAUGGACGUUGAUCUCCCAGACUACUGCAAUUUCUCCGAGAUUGGACCCCACCAACACAACUUCUUCCGUUUGCGAAUUCAGCUCGCUCUGAUCCAGAGCAUGGUCUACAAGCGACUACUUUCAGCCAAAGCGAGCCGGCAAUCCGUCGCCGAGAGAGUAAACGCUGUUCGGGAUUUGACAGCGGCGCUCGAGAACUGGAAGCUCAGUGUACCGAUCGAGUACCAGCAAGAAUACAACAAGGAGGCGAGCUCAGCCAUGAAGGACAUCUCCCCUGUCCUGCACUCGGUGAUCUUACGCUUAACGUAUUUCCAUACGCUGAUUGCUGUCCAUCGGUUCGCCACGCCAGUCAAUCAAUGGCAGGAGAUGAUGGAAGCGCCAACGGAUCCAAAUGUAACAUGGCCACCUCCGCCAUCGAUCACUUGUAUCGAAGAAGCGAGGAAAUCUCUGAAGCUGCUUCUGAUCACCCCACAAGGAGAAUAUGCCUGCAUCUGGGUCCUUCUGCAUAUCUUUGUGUCAGCGACCACAACGCUCCUCGCCAACGUUCGCUCUGAUCCACUAAGCUAUACGGCACAAUCCGAUCUGCAGCUCAUCGAGCCCUUGCUGAGUCUGCUGGGCCUGCUCUCGCUGCAGGGGAAGAGUCCCAAGGUCGAAGGGAUGUAUGAGAGUUGUAGAACGGCGUGGGAGCAAGCUCGUAGGGUGGUUUGGGAUGCCAGGGGUCGAGGUGCGGUUUCGAACGGGAGGAAUCACAUGAUUACCGUCCCGUAUAUACCGGAUCACACGAUGCGGCAGCCGCAGAUCACUAGUGCAAGGGUUUCAGAGGAAAAGGAGAGCUUGGAAGAAUUCAUACGCAGGAUUGAGAGUCUUGCGGGAGGGGAUGGGGGGCCGUUCGAGUUUGGUUUCUAUUGA
This is a messenger RNA of Drepanopeziza brunnea f. sp. 'multigermtubi' MB_m1, 2010 nucleotides long. RefSeq lists its product as uncharacterized. Lineage: Eukaryota; Fungi; Ascomycota; Leotiomycetes; Helotiales; Drepanopezizaceae. Gene Ontology annotation, biological process: regulation of DNA-templated transcription; DNA-templated transcription. Gene Ontology annotation, molecular function: DNA binding; DNA-binding transcription factor activity, RNA polymerase II-specific; zinc ion binding. The record is from RefSeq and is a predicted model, not a curated record.